This is a messenger RNA of Ipomoea nil (Japanese morning glory), 1489 nucleotides long. RefSeq lists its product as uncharacterized. The record is from RefSeq and is a predicted model, not a curated record. Gene Ontology annotation, molecular function: methyltransferase activity. Lineage: Eukaryota; Viridiplantae; Streptophyta; Magnoliopsida; Solanales; Convolvulaceae. The transcript has 2 exons. The coding region runs from base 186 to 1451 and encodes 421 amino acids.
CUUGAUAGAUCUACAAGAAGUGGAUACUGUAGUACAACUCAAUGAUCGUGCCUCCUCAUAUUCUUUAAUCUCGUAAAUCUUUUCAAUUGGAAUCUUUUAUAAUCUCACAAGUUACAAUCAACUUUCCUCUUUCAACACUAAAGCUCGUCACUCUAAGCUCCUGUUGAGUAGCCUUGAGAGUGGAGAUGGGAGCUGUAUCUCUGAAAUUAGGCGAUGGAACCGCAAGAUUCAAGAGAGGGUACUUUUGCUCUUCAGCUCUGAACAUUCUUAUGCUGAUUUCAGUAAUCACCACAAACAUUUUUGCUCUCUAUGCCUUCACAUACUCGCCCAGGAAUCACCAGUCCCACCUUCUGCUCCACCAAGCUCACAAGAACAUCUCCCACAUCUCGGAACAGGUGUCUUUGAUCCUCAGGGAGAUCGAGUCUUCUCAGAGGAAGCUGACCCGGAUGGAGAAGGAGGUUUUGGGGUACGAAAGCAUCGAUCUUUCCAAACCCAAUGUUGCGGCUGAGCUGAGGAUGUUUCUUCUCCAGCAUCAGCUCCCUCUGGGGAAAGAUUCAAGAACUGGGAUUACCAAAAUGGUGGCUUCUGUGGGGCAUUCUUGUGAGAAAUCCCUGGAUUUGUUGUCCCAGUUUAUGAGCUAUAAGGUUAGUGGGCCUUGCCCGGAUGAUUGGAGUCUGGGUCAGAAGCUAAUCUUGAAGGGGUGUGAGCCUUUGCCCAGGAGGAGAUGCUUUGCCAAGACUAUUCCCAAGGUGGGUUUAAAUUUAAACCCUUUUCCUCUUUCCCUUUGGAGUAAUAAUAGUGAAAAGAUUUAUACUUGGAGUGGGCUUUCUUGCAAGAAUCUAGCCUGUGUGAAUUCCAAGAAACUGAGUAGAGAUUGUGCUGGGUGUUUUGAUAUAGCUAGAGGGUAUGAGACUGAGAGAUAUGUUAAAGCAAGGCAAAAGAAUGAUUUCCUAAUUGAUGAUGUUCUUGCCAUGGGGGUGGGUGGGAUGAGGAUAGGGUUUGAUAUUGGUGGAGGGUCUGGAACUUUUGCAGCAAGAAUGGCUGAGAGGAGCUUCACUGUAGUGACUGCUACUUUGAAUCUUGAUGCCCCUUUCAAUGACUUCAUUGCUGCAAGAGGGCUUUUCCCGCUUUACUUUAGCUUAGAUCAUCGGUUCCCAUUCUACGAUAAUGUGUUCGAUUUGGUUCACGUGGGCAAUGGACUCGAUGUCAAUGGCCAACCCGAGAAAUUGGAGUUCUUGAUGUUCGACAUGGAUCGUGUUCUGAGGGCCGGGGGAUUGUUCUGGUUGGAUAACUUUUACUGCUCUAGUGAUGACAAGAAAAAGGCCUUAACUCGGUUGAUUGAGCGGUUUGGGUACAAGAAGUUGAAAUGGGUUGUGGGUGAGAAGAACAAUGGGUCGGGAAAGCCCGAGGUGUAUUUGUCUGCUGUCUUGCAGAAACCUGUAAGAGCGUGAUGACAACAAAACACAUUGGCUACUAGCUAAAUUAUUUU